Molecule: messenger RNA, 471 nt
Organism: Cooperia oncophora
Lineage: Eukaryota; Metazoa; Nematoda; Chromadorea; Rhabditida; Trichostrongylidae
Source: the annotation of a GenBank genome assembly
UCCUCCGACAGUCAGUGUACUUGCGAUGAAAGCGAUUAUGUAGAGGACUGCGAGGAAUUCCCUCUAUUACCAAUAGCGGCAGUCUCGUUCAACGGUGCUAUUCCAUACGAUGUGUCAGGAUUCGACAUUUCUGCAUGGGCCAUAAACUUCGGAAUGACUGAGAGAACUGGGUAUGGUGGACUUGCACUAGGAUAUCAAAACCCAAACGUUCCUUUUGACUACGGAGUUGGCAAACGAAGCUCACUCCGUAAGUUAGCAGUACGGCAUGUGUCAAAGAUUUUAUUCGAUAACCGUGCUUUUCAUUCCCAACCUGUCUACCUCAACCUCUGGCACAACUCAUUGCUCAGGGCUGCUAUAAACAAGAGUGGAAAUGACGUGAAUCCCGGAGCUUAUGCUAUUCGACUCACUAACCAUCCUCUUCCUAUUGGAGUGUUCACAUUCAGCAUCAAGCGAAUGUUGGUGGUUUUCUAA